AUGCUUUCUAACAAUGAAAUUCUAGGAAUACUAUACCUGAAACUUACAGGAAUGGGAAUCCUAGGGAACUGUCUCCUAUUUGCAUCUAACUUUAACCUCCUUACUGGUAAUAGAAGUAAACCCAUUAACCUAAUUAUCAUCCAUUUGGCUUUUUCUAACAUCAUAUUGCUUCUCUUCAGAGGAAUUCCUACCAUAGCACGAGUAUGGGGGGUCAAAUGUUUCCUGGAUGGCCUUGGAAUUCGCAUCAUAACUUACCUAGAGUCAUUGCCCCGUAGUCUUUCCCUGGGUGUCACCUGCCUCCUGAGUGCUUUCCAAGCAAUUAUUCUCAGUCCCAAUAGUUCAAUCUGGGCAGAGCUCAAAACUAGAGCUCCAAAAUGCAUCACUCCCUGCAUUCUUCUUAUCUGGAUCUUCUAUAUUCUAGUAAACAUAGUUGGGUUUGUAUUCCUCACUGGUCCAAAGAAUAGCACAGAGAGUAAACAUGGAUGCAACAUGGGAUAUAGAUUUCUGGAACUGUAUAACACAGAUCAUUUAAUAAUUACAAUUACAUCAUUUUUCCAUAAUACAAUUCUUGUAUGUCUCAUGGCCUGUUCCAGUAGCUACAUGGUCUUUAUCCUGUACAGACACAACCACUUAUUCAAGCACAUUCAUAGCACCAACCUCCACCAAAAAACUCCCCAUGAAAUCAGAGCUACCAAAGCCAUUCUGCUUUUAGUAGGUACCUUUGUUUUCUUUAAUACACCAAGUUCCAUUUUUAUUCUUUACACAUUUUAUUUUAAAGAAGGAAGUGCCUGGGCUAUACAUGCCUCUGCCCUUCUUUCCCUAUGUUACCCAGCAGUCAACCCUUUUCUACUUAUCAGCAUUGACACCCAUAUACCCAAGAUUUAUUGUGUCAGCUGA
Dromiciops gliroides (monito del monte) is the source of this 897-nucleotide messenger RNA. Its product is annotated as vomeronasal type-1 receptor 1-like. Gene Ontology annotation, cellular component: membrane. Gene Ontology annotation, biological process: G protein-coupled receptor signaling pathway. The record is from RefSeq and is a predicted model, not a curated record. Lineage: Eukaryota; Metazoa; Chordata; Mammalia; Microbiotheria; Microbiotheriidae. Gene Ontology annotation, molecular function: pheromone receptor activity. The transcript has a single exon. Bases 1 to 897 code for a protein of 298 amino acids.